UCGCACUGGUCAGACGAAAAAGGACACACUAAAAAGGACACACUAAAAAGGAAGGACACUAAAAAGGAAGGACACACUAAAAAGGAAGGACACUCACAAGGGGGCUAUGGAAAUCGCCGAACGACCAAGGGAGCUGAGAACCUGGCACUCAGGACGUAGAGGGAAGAGAAGCGCGGGAGGGACGGUGAUCGGGAUAGACGGAGGGAGAGGAAGGGCAAUCGGAUCGGCGAUAUGCAGGGCUGGUGGUCCCAUGGAUGCUGGGACUGCUGGGACUACUGGGACUGCUGGAAUGGGACCGUUGCAAAAUGGGAACUGUAACAAGAUGAGCCCCUCGGGCUCCCCUCGCUAUGGUAAACCCUCAACUUGUACCUGGACGAAAGAACGACCAGUAGCAGAAUGCGAUGCUGAAGUCAUGGCCGUGAAGCAUGAGAGCGAUGGAGCCGGAUCAUCGCGUUCCCUGGCGGAUCAUCGCGUUCCUUGUUUGUCCGCUCCGCAGGCUCCGCGUCGUCAGGCAUAUCCACUUCUUCUCACGUACGACAAGCUGGCUGUUGGUCGACCAGCGGAAGGAGGUCUGGACAUAGCUAGCGGUCGUGGUGGUGAUUGGGAUCGGGAUCAGGUAAGAGAGAGGAAGGGAGGAGGAGGAUUGGUGGGGACGGAGGAGGAGGGGAGAACGGCGGGGGACUACGGGGAGUCUCAUCGUCGGAGCAGUAGUAAGGAGUUGCGGCCGCGAGCGGAGGAGGCGGAGGAGGUGCUGCGCGCGACGGCGGUUACGGCGGCAGCGGCGGGCGCGCAGCGAGGAGGAGGAGGAGGAGGAGAAGGGGGUGGUGGUGGUAUUGUUAUGGUCAGUGCGUCGGAAGCGGAGAAGACGAGCGGCGAUCAGCAGGAGGCAUUUGGGGCUUUGUCAUCGACAGCGGAAUGGGUGCGCGAUGGAAAAGGGGGUGCAUUUGUUAGUGGCAAAGGGCCUCCAAGAGGGGUUGGUGAGGUGGGGGGUAUGGACCUGUCUCUUAUACACAUCUAGAUGUGUAUAAGAGACAGCCUCUUGACUCCCCGAAUACAACGCCCGGCCCGGUCACUAUAGCUGUAUUUGAGGCAACUUUCAGAC
Molecule: messenger RNA, 1102 nt
Organism: Chara braunii
Lineage: Eukaryota; Viridiplantae; Streptophyta; Charophyceae; Charales; Characeae
Source: the annotation of a GenBank genome assembly